AUGACUUGGUAUUCAAUCAAUUCAACUGGUACCAUUAACAGAAUGGCGACAGAUAAUAGAAAUCUGAUGUCGUUCAACGCAGACAACAUAUCGCAAGUCUUAAGUCUGUUUGGCCAACUUCCCUCAGACAAGAAACAGCUCCUACUGCGCAUGCUCGGUCUCAACCAAGAAAGGGAUGUAUUUGCAUUGCUGGACGAUUCACAGACACUAUUUGCCUAUCCGGAAUACAGGCUCCACAAGAUUCUCCUCCUCUACGUUUCGCCGCUCUUACUCGUAUUGGGCACCUUCGGUAAUAUAUUUUCCGUGUUUAUUAUGCGUCAGCGGUCCAUGAUUCGAAUGUCGGCUUACGUCUACCUAAUUCAUCUGGCUGUGGCCGAUUCAAUGGUUCUAUAUAUCGGCCUUCUCCGACUGUGGAUAAGUGAACUAACAGGCAUGGAUAUCCGAAACCAGACUGCCUGGCUCUGCAAGCUGGUCAUCUUCAGUGGUUAUGUCAGCAGUAACCUGUCUGUUUGGUUGAUCAUUGCCGUCACAGUAGAACGGUACAUUGUUGUGUGUCAUCCGCUGAAAGUGAAUAAAUUCUGUACGGUACCCCGCGCCAAGCGAGUCGUACUGGGCCUUCUCGUGUUGUUCGUGCUUAUUCAUGUUCACUUCUUUUGGACGGUAACGCUCAAUCAGCUAGACUUGAACGGUGUCGACAAACACUACUGCGGCAGCCGGAAGAAUUUUCACUACCUCGUCAGCGUAGCUUGGCCAUGGAUCGACGCCAUCUUUUAUUCUUUCCUCCCGUUCGUCGCCAUAUUAUUUUUUAACACUCUUAUCAUCCGUCGUAUUAUUAUUCUCAGUCGAGGCGCAAUGAAAAUGCAAAGUGCUCAAAGUAAUUUAUUGCAGGUACGAAGAUGCCACAAUGACAGCAGCCGAAAAUUAACACUGAUGUUACUGACGCUAUCAUUUACACUUCUGCUGACGACACUUCCACUUCCGGUCAGUUUAAUUCUCGCUCAUUUCUGGAAUGACAAAGCGACGCGAGACUUUGACUCAGCGGCAAAAUAUCAGCUAACAAAGACGAUAGCCGAACUGAUGAUGUACCUUAACCACUCGAUGAACUUUAUUCUUUACUGCGCUAUGGGUCAUAAGUUUCGUCAUCAGAUCGUCCGUAUGUUCUGCAAUCGGCACAACAACAUGCAGGGAUUAGCUGACCACACCCAUCAUAUCUACUGUUCGAGAUACUGCUCGGCACAGGGGAACGUCUCCAACCAAAAACAGUGUUCAGACACAGGAGUAUAA
Acanthosepion pharaonis is the source of this 1284-nucleotide messenger RNA. The record is from the annotation of a GenBank genome assembly. Lineage: Eukaryota; Metazoa; Mollusca; Cephalopoda; Sepiida; Sepiidae.